Molecule: messenger RNA, 2310 nt
Organism: Zootoca vivipara (common lizard)
Lineage: Eukaryota; Metazoa; Chordata; Lepidosauria; Squamata; Lacertidae
Product: cytochrome P450 2F3-like
Biological process (GO): xenobiotic metabolic process; epoxygenase P450 pathway
Cellular component (GO): cytoplasm; intracellular membrane-bounded organelle
Molecular function (GO): heme binding; oxygen binding; arachidonate epoxygenase activity
Source: RefSeq, a predicted model, not a curated record
GCUCUGCAGACUGCGGCCGGCGCAAUGGAGCUCUUCCCCUCCAGGAUAGAUUUUGGCGGGGUCCUUGGCAUCCUCCUGGCCAUGGUCGUCUCGUGCCUCCUCUUCCUCCACUUCUCCUCGAGAAAGAAGUUCAGGACCCUUCCUCCGGGGCCAGCCCCGCUCCCCUUCAUCGGAAACAUGCACCAAGUGGACAUCAAGGAGCUGAUAAAUUCCCUGAAAGAACUUAGCAAGACCUACGGGCCAAUGUACACCUUCCACCUGGGCUCUCGGCCUUGCGUGGUCCUCUCUGGCUACCAGGUGCUCAAGGAGGCUUUGAUUGACAAGGCAGAGGAGUUCAGCGGCCGAGGAGACUUCCCCGCUGUCCAGAUGUGGAGCAAAGGAAAUGGGAUCGUGUACGGCACUGGGGAGCGCUGGAGGCAACUACGCAGGUUUGCCAUCAGCACCUUCAAGAACUUUGGGAUGGGAAAGAGAUCCAUUGAGGAGCGGAUCAAGGAAGAGGCUCAGUUCCUGGUGGCUGAGUUUCACAAAACUGAAGGCAAACCCUUUGACCCCACCUUCUUCCUGAGCUGUGCUGGCUCCAACAUUAUCUGCACCUUAGUUUUCGGGGACCGCUUUGAAUACACAGACAAGAAAUUCCUCAUGUUGCUGGACCUCAUCAACAGCAACUGGAAGCUCAUGAGCUCCACCUGGGGACAGAUGCUAUUCACCUUUCCAAAGAUCAUGAAGUACAUCCCUGGGCCUCACCGUCAGAUCUACAAAAACUACCUGAAGCUGGCCAAGUUUGUGGGCGAGCGGCUAGAGAUGAACCGGCAAACGCUGGACGUCAACAACCCCCGGGAUUUCAUCGACUGCUUCCUCAUCAAAAUCCAGCAGGAAAAAAACAACCCAGACACACACUUCAACGAAGACACCAUGUCAAAGACUACGGUGAACCUCUUCUUUGCUGGGACGGAGACGGUCAGCUCGACCUUGAGAUACGGACUCCGAAUUCUCAUGAGGCAUCCCGAGGUGGAAGAGAAGCUCCAUGAAGAGAUUGACCAGGUCAUCGGGAUGAACCGCAGCCCCUGCAUGGAGGAUAGGAGCCGGAUGCCCUACACGGACGCCGUCAUCCACGAGAUCCAGCGCUACGCCGACAUCGUCCCCAUGGGUGUGCCCCACACCGUCACGCGAGAUAUCGAGUUCCAUGGAUACACCCUCCCCAAGGACCUCAACAUCAUCCCACUGAUCUGCACAUCUCAGUUUGAUCCCACGCAGUUCAAGAAUCCAACCUCCUUCGACCCGACUCAUUUCCUGGACGAGAGUGGGCGGUUCAAGAAGAAUGAUGCCUUCAUGGCUUUCUCGGCAGGCAAGCGGGUGUGCCUGGGAGAAAGCCUGGCUAUCAUGGAGCUUUUCAUCUUCCUCACCACCAUCCUGCAGAACUUCAAGCUGAAGCCCUUGAUGAAACCCGAGGACAUUGACAUCACGCCAGAGUCCACGGGGCUGGGGAGCAUCCCUCGGCCCUACCAGUUCUGCCUCAUCCCCCGCAUCUAAACCCCCUGCCCACAAAUCAGAAUGAGUGUUCCACAAACAAGCCAUCUGGAAGUGCCCUGAAUACCAAGAUGCAGAAAGGGAGUUGGUCCACGGCUGGCAGAAGCUGGUUCCAGUGGCAUAGCAUGGGUUGCCAGUGCUCCGGACCAUGCAUUCAACUGCCUAACAGUGUCCGAGUCGCCCAGGAGAUCGCAGCCACAAAGAUAAGAAAAGAAGAGUCGUUGUCUGGAGAGGUCACUUCCAGGCUCGCAUGGAGAAGCUGUUUCAACUGAGAACAGGGAAGGAAGAAUGCAGCUGUAUUGAGGCACUGCUGGGUGUUGAAAUUUUGCACCCGCUAACCAUUGUGUGCCUGGGGCAACUGCCCGUGCCUCCCCCUCCAUGCUACACCACUGGCUGGCCCCUUAUAAGGCACAGCAGCAAACAUCACCACCAGCCCAUCAUUGGGGCAGCAAACACCAGGCCAGCAGGUCACCUGGAAGCAAAACCUGCCCUGUCCUGCUGGUGAGCUCCUGCAUCAACUGCGCUCCGGCCACUGCCCUCCUGGUGCUGAAGACAUGCCCGUCUCGGCCUGGAGGAGGCAUUUGCAAGGACCAACCCAGCUCUCAGCCCUUGGAAGGAGGAGUCCUUUAUUGGUAAAUGUUUACACCGACUUCUUGAGAAAAAGCACACCUGAGAUUACCCGACCUAAUAUUUCUGCUGGGCAGGGCAAGAAUGUGGAGGAGCAAGGGGAAUUUGGGCACAAUCCCAGUCUGCAGUUUACAGAAAGCAAUAAUGGCUCUCCGA